AUGGGUGGACAGAAGCGGUCGUCGGCACGGCAGACGGACCACCUCCAGAUCCUUGGCGAGGACGUGUCGAAGGGACUGAAGCCGGGAACCGCAAACGGCAAGGCGCACAACGCCUCAGUGCAUCCGGCCGACGCGUGGGGCCAGCCCGAGCACAAACCGAAUGCCAUUUUCGAGCACGUGUCGGACGUGUACGCGGUCUCAGAGGCAGCGAAGCAGGUGUCUUUGACCGUGCGGCGUGCGGGCAACGAGCAGACCUCUGCCUCGUGCAAGAUCCGGACGGUCCCGGGCACCGCGGAAGCACACAAGGACUACGUGCCAAUAGACGAGCAGUUGGACUUCCUUCCCACGGAGACUGAGAAGACGGUCAGAAUCCAGAUAGUAGAGGACAAGAAGCCGGAGGCGACGGAGGAGUUCUACGUGGAGCUCAUCCCGGUCCCGGGCAACGGCAUCGUGGGUUUCAAGAAGAUUGCAACAGUGGUCGUGCUAGACUCCGACUCUCAAGGCAAGCUGAGAUUCGAGACCGACUCCAUGACCAUAGCAGAGCAGACUCACUGCGUGACGAGGAAGAUCAAGGUUGAGCGCGUGGAUGGCGGGGUCGGGGACAUGAGGUGCGCCUACCGCACCGAAGAAGCCUCGGCCAAAGCUGGCAAGGACUUCAAAGAAACGUCAGGAGAGCUGGAAUUCCCCCAGGGAGUGAUGCACGCAUUCAUCGACGUGACGAUCCUCCCCAUGAGUUCGAUCGACCAGAGGAAAGAGAUCUUCCGCCUCAUCAUCGAGCGAUGCGAGGGCGAUGAGACGGCCUGCUUCGACGAGAACACCGAUGGCGGAAGCGAGGCGGGCAUCUGCACCAUAACGAUCGAGUCCGACGUGAGCAGGAUGAAGCAGUACAACGCGUGCCUCAAUGCCGCGGCCACGCGAGGGCUGCUCAACAUGGACAACGUCGAGAUAGGGUGGUCAAGGUGGAAGGACCAAUUCGCCGAGGCUAUUUAUGUGGGGGGCGACGCAGAGUCUCAGGCCGACGCGGGAGUGAUUGAUUGGAUCUUCCACGUCAUCAGCGCGCCGUGGAAGGUGUUUUUCGCCGUCGUUCCCCCGACGGACUUCUGCGGAGGGAAAGUGUGUUUCAUGUGCGCCCUGUUCAUGAUCGGGGUCUGCACCGCCCUCAUUGGCGACCUGGCGAACUUGCUGGGCUGCGCUCUCGACAUCCCGCCUUCGAUUUGCGCUAUCACUUUUGUGGCCCUCGGCACCUCGCUGCCCGACACGUUUGCGUCCAAGACGGCCGCCAUCCAGGACCCCAUCGCAGACAACAGCAUCGGCAACGUCACCGGGAGCAACUCCGUCAACGUCUUCCUCGGGCUGGGGCUAUCCCGAGGAAGAGAAAACAGCAUAAACGCAGACUUUCGGAGCUCCGCGCGGAGUUCUUUGGAUCGGCGCCGGGCCCCCCUGGCGGCGCCCGCCGCCCCCCGCGCCGAUCCAGGAGGUCCGCGCGGAGCUCCGAAAGCUUUCGCUCGUGCCGCUGUGUUUGUUCCUCGCUCAUCGUGGUCCGUGGCCGCCCUGUACUGGGAGUCCGAGGGCGGGGAGUUCCGGGUCGACGCCGGCUCGCUCGGCCCCAUGGUCGCGGUGUUCUGUGGCUGCGCCUUCUGCUGCAUCGCGCUCCUGCUCGCCCGGCGGUGGGUGCUCGGGGCGGAGCUCGGAGGGCCCGUGCUGCUGGCGAGGAUGUCGAGCGCCUUCCUCGUCUGCUUGUGGGUUGGGUACAUCGUCGCGUCUGUGCUCAUCGAGUCGGGCUGA
Molecule: messenger RNA, 1785 nt
Organism: Prorocentrum cordatum
Lineage: Eukaryota; Dinophyceae; Prorocentrales; Prorocentraceae
Source: the annotation of a GenBank genome assembly